AUGGCAUACAACGACGAUAGUCACAUUCUUUCUUGGAUACGCGACAUCCCUUUCAAUCCUCCCUCACCGUCGCAACCGCAUCAUCGCAAGCGCACACCCUCUGACUCUGAGCAACUCGCGUCGCCGCCUUGUUCGCAAGAGUCGCGUCGUGCUAAUUUGGGUGUCGAGAUGCCUUCACUGUCAGCUCUUGCCGUCGCCGAAGAUGGAGUCGAAGUAGCGCCACUCCAAAUAUCCGACAAACGAAUUCCUCACUCUUUAAUCGCUCUCUCUCGCAAUAUCAGUAACGUUGUUGGCGUUGUUCCAAAGUACUUGGAGGCCGAGAUCGCCAAGCUGAAUGAGAGAAAUGAUUCACCCUACACAGAUUUCGGAUCCCAUGUCUUUCUUGACUCAGAGAAGACAUACCUCCCGCAUCUAGCCCCUACAAUCGAACUUGCAGCUGUUCAGCUCAUCGUCGCAGGCGCUGCAGACGCUUGUCGCAACCAGUUUGACGAAUCUGGUUGGAAUACUACUGUGCACGCGCCGCUGCUGUAUCUUGUCUUCUAUGGUAAAGAGUGUCGUGGGACACAGCUGCACAGGUUUCAGGCUUGUACCCGUGCGGGAGUUCAGCCUGCGUACCUAAUAAACAACGCCCAGGGCAAGAAGGUACAUUUUGUCUUCUACGUCGAUGCCCAGUAUGACAGCGAUCCCCAGCCACAUCAGCUGAUCAAUAAAAUCCGGCCGAUUCUCAAAGACACCUCCAUCGACCAUUCCAGCCAGGCAAGUCUCUGCGCUCACCCGAUCUCUGUCAAGCUUUUAGGUGACAAGGUUGAUGAGCUGGAAUUCAUUCCCGGCAUCAUCGUCCACGGGGACCAGUGGUUUUUCGUUGCGUCAACCUACAGCCGUUCUACCAACAAGACGAUCCUUUGGUAUUCUCGAAGCUGCUUUGGAUCAACAGAUGCCUUGUUGUGGACCUUCAAGGCGAUCGCUAGCAUCCAGCACCUGCGAGCUUGGAGUGAUGAAAUCCUUUGGCGGUGGUACAAGCAGCACCUUCCAGCCGCUCAUGCGUCUCUGUGCUCUACCAACACGUCCAUGACUUGA
Messenger RNA from Fusarium coffeatum, 1077 nucleotides. RefSeq lists its product as uncharacterized. NCBI's taxonomy places the organism in Eukaryota, Fungi, Ascomycota, Sordariomycetes, Hypocreales, Nectriaceae. Bases 1 to 1077 code for a protein of 358 amino acids. The transcript has 6 exons. The record is from RefSeq and is a predicted model, not a curated record.